AUGUCUGUCAGACUGCUGCCUGUGUCCAGGGCCCCAAUAGUUGUGGCUGUCGGACUGCCUCUCAAUGCUCUCUCGGCGUCAAUCUGUCUCAUUCUCUCUCUCACCAGCCAUCUCUCUGUCUUUGCCUGCCGGUCCCCUGUAAAUCCGUCUAUCCACGGGCGUGUGCAGGUCUGCCUGCGCCUGCGCCUGCGCCUGCGCCUCAGCUCACUGAGUCUUCCGUCUGCAGUCCUGCCUCUCCUCCACUCGUUGCACCACAAUGAAACAACACCCGCGAGCAUACCUAUGCCACUAAUGAUUGAUUUAUCGAUCGUCUGA
Messenger RNA from Protopolystoma xenopodis, 315 nucleotides. NCBI's taxonomy places the organism in Eukaryota, Metazoa, Platyhelminthes, Monogenea, Polystomatidea, Polystomatidae. The record is from the annotation of a GenBank genome assembly.